Molecule: messenger RNA, 1581 nt
Organism: Prunus armeniaca (apricot)
Lineage: Eukaryota; Viridiplantae; Streptophyta; Magnoliopsida; Rosales; Rosaceae
Source: the annotation of a GenBank genome assembly
AUGAAAAUGAAGGCAGAGGCUUUGACGUUGCUGCUGGUAAACUUGGCCGGAAUCAUGGAGAGAGCCGACGAGUCGUUGUUGCCUGGCGUCUACAAGGAGGUUGGCGCAGCUCUGCACACCGACCCGACUGGGCUCGGCUCGCUCACUCUUUUCAGGUCCAUUGUGCAGUCGGCUUGCUACCCAGUAGCGGCCUACCUCGCGGUGCGCCACAACCGGGCCCACGUCAUCGCCCUCGGUGCCUUUCUCUGGGCCGCCGCUACUUUCCUCGUCGCAUUUUCCUCCACUUUCUUUGAGGUGGCUAUAUCCAGAGCUUUGAAUGGGAUUGGCCUUGCUUUAGUUGCUCCUGCUAUGCAGUCCCUUGUAGCCGACUCAACUGAUGACAGGAACCGAGGUACAGCUUUUGGAUGGCUUCAACUAACUGGAAACCUUGGUUCGAUAAUUGGUGGGCUUUGUUCCAUAUUGAUAGCUCCAAUAAAUUUCAUGGGAAUUCCUGGCUGGAGGAUUUCCUUUCACCUUGUUGGACUAAUUAGUGUUCUAGUCGGCAUUUUAGUCCGUCUGUAUGCCACUGACCCGCACUUUCCAGAUGGUGAAACAAAAGAUAGCAGUCAGACUUCUGGUAAUUCCUUGUGGUCACAAGUCAAGGAGCUAGCUCAAGAAGCCAAGUCAGUUAUUAAAAUUCCUUCUUUCCAGAUUGUUGUGGCACAAGGUGUUACUGGUUCAUUUCCCUGGUCAGCACUGUCAUUUGCGCCCAUGUGGCUGGAACUUACUGGCUUCUCUCAUGGGAAAUCCGCUUUCCUUAUCGCCUUGUUUGUAAUUGGUAGUUCGCUUGGGGGCCUGUUUGGAGGUAAAAUGGGGGAUAUCCUUUCCAUCCGUCUACCAAAUUCAGGAAGGAUAAUACUAGCCCAGAUAAGCUCUGCAUCUGCCAUCCCUCUUGCAGCAAUUCUUCUGCUUGUAUUACCUGAUAAUCCAUCUACAGCUGUCAUCCAUGGUUUGGUCUUGUUCAUUAUGGGAUUCUUAAUAUCUUGGAAUGGUCCAGCUACAAACAAUCCAAUUUUUGCGGAGAUAGUUCCUGAGAGGUCCAGAACAAAUGUAUAUGCUUUGGACAGAUCUUUCGAGUCCGUACUCUCAUCAUUCGCUCCUCCAGUAGUUGGGAUAUUGGCGCAGCAUGUUUAUGGUUAUAUACCAGUUGCUGAAGGGUCCAGUGCAUCUGAAGAGAUUGCCACAGAUAGAGGGAAUGCUUCAUCGUUGGCAAAAGCACUCUACACAGCAAUAGGAAUUCCAAUGGCUCUCUGUUGUGUUAUCUACUCAUUCCUAUAUUGCACCUACCCAAGAGAUAGGGAGCGGGCUCAGAUGGACGCUUUAAUAGAAUCAGAGAUGCAACAAAUAGAAUUAGAGAAUUCACCUACAGGAGAAGAGUAUUCACAUGUUCGGUUUCCUGAGUCGGAAGAGCCAUAUGUGAACGAUAGAACUGUCAUUGAAGUGGACUAUGAGCGCGAGGAUGCUCUGGAUGCUGAUGCUGAUGAUGACGAGCAGACAUUGCUGUACCGUCAGUUAACAUUCUCCAAUUUGAGCCCACAGUAA